Molecule: messenger RNA, 1325 nt
Organism: Chelonoidis abingdonii (Abingdon island giant tortoise)
Lineage: Eukaryota; Metazoa; Chordata; Testudines; Testudinidae
Gene: L3HYPDH
Product: trans-L-3-hydroxyproline dehydratase
Molecular function (GO): hydro-lyase activity
Source: RefSeq, a predicted model, not a curated record
AUUGUUCCCUGAUUUAGAACCCAAUCUGACCCGUGGAUUUUAACAGGAGAGUUUUUUCCAUUGACUUUAAUGGAAGUUGGCUCAGGCUCUUAUAAGACUUAGCACUUACCUCUCUUUAUCCUUUGAUGUCAAAGUGCUACAAAAAAUUAUCCUUGUUACUCUGCUAACAGUUGCAUUAAAAUCAGCAACAUUGUACUGGAGUGUGAAUUAGGACACUAUUUGGUUUCCCAUGUUGGGGGGUCGGGGGGAGGACGGGGGAGAUAAUGUUACCCAUAUAUGUUCAUGCACAUUCUGUUUGCUUUCCCUCCCUCUCCUUUUCUGUUUAGAUGUGACAGUUGAUAUUCCUGGCCAUGGGAAGGUGGUGAUCGAUAUUGGAUAUGGCGGUGCUUUCUAUGCCUUUCUCAGUGCUGAGAGGUUGGGAUUAGAUGUUUGUUCUUCAAAGACUCAAGAUCUUGUAGAUGCAGCAAGUGCAGUAACAGAAGCAGUAAAGAGACAGUUUAAACUUCAUCACCCUGACAACGAAGAGCUUGCUUUCCUCUAUGGUACUAUAUUAACAGAUGGAAAAGAUGCAUUUAGUGAUGAACCGACAACCAACAUUUGUGUGUUUGCAGAUGCACAGGUCGACAGAAGUCCUACAGGCUCAGGAGUAACUGCGCGCAUUGCUUUACAAUACCUUAAGGGUCUCAUCCAGCUGAACCAGACCAGAACCUUUAGAAGCAGCACAACUGGUUCCUUAUUCACUGGGAAAGCUGUGAAGGAAGCAAAGUGUGGUGACUAUAACGCUGUUGUAGUAGAAGUCUCAGGAGAAGCCUUUUAUACUGGAACAGCAACCUUUGUUGUUGAAGAGGAGGACCCACUGAAAUACGGAUUUUCUCUAAAGUGACCUUUGCCAUCAUUCAAUUGCCAGCUUUUAAAUAGUAACCAAUGUAAAAAAGAUGAUUUUUGUAAUCUGUAGGGGGGAAAUAUAAAUACACCAUACUUACUUAGCUCAUGUUUUCCUAAUAGACUGCUGCAUCUAUGCAUGGUUAAAAACAGAUUCAUUUAAAUAUCAGAGAGUAGAGCUAAAAAGAACUUUCCUGGUAUCAUGAUUACUUGUAUUACAAAUAAAGAUCACAGGCCACAUUAUUCUGUAGUGAUUAGCAUGUGUUAUACAAGUCUGGGUCUGUUUGAAACUGCAUUUACAAUUAUAUUUCAAAUGCUAGAUAGUAAACAAAGCUUAGCUUGAAGGGGCAAUUUCAAAUGUGAAUGUAUCUUGUAAAGACGUUAUGUACUUUAAACUCUGCUUCAGUGCAAGAUUUCUAUUAAAAUGCAGAAUUCUGACCUCA